AUGAGCAAAGAAAAAACAAAGUUGUACCAGCAAAAAUUCCGAAAGGAAUGGCUUAAGAUGCCAGCGUUUACCAAGUGGUUGUGUGAAGUACCUAGUGACCAAUCUAAAGCACAUUGCAGAUAUUGGAGAUGUAAUAUGUUGGCAAAAUAUUCUCUUUUAGUAAGCCACUGUGAAGCAAAGAAACAUAAGGCAUCAACUCGACAGCAAAUGAUUCCUCUUAAAAAUAAGACACCUAUGCUUGAAGCAAAUUUAGCAAUGUUUAUUUGUUGCCACUCAUCAUUUAAUGGCUGUGAUCACUUCAUAGAGUUAUGUAAGAAUUAUAUGUCUGGUAGUGAUAUUAUAUCCAAAGUGAAGUUGCAUCGUACAAAAUGUACAAAUAUUGUGAGAAAUGUUCCUGAUAUAGGAGAUAGAAAAUUUAGCCUGUUAUUAGAUGAAUCCAAUGAUAUAUCAAUAAACAAGUUGUUAGCAGUUGUUAUCAUAUAUUAUAGUGACACUCACAAAUAA
Messenger RNA from Octopus bimaculoides (California two-spot octopus), 504 nucleotides. RefSeq lists its product as uncharacterized. The record is from RefSeq and is a predicted model, not a curated record. NCBI's taxonomy places the organism in Eukaryota, Metazoa, Mollusca, Cephalopoda, Octopoda, Octopodidae.